AUGGCGAGUCUUCAAUUACUCAGAUCUGAUGGAGACAGCGGGAAGCUUGAGGCGACGGUAGAUCGGCUUCUGAAUGAAGAGAAGCAGAUGAGACUCGCCGAAAACGUCGCCGGUACAAGGAAAGCAGCUACUGAGAUUCUUCAGCUUUGUUUCGAAGCUAAGGAUUGGAAACUUCUGAAUGAGCAGAUUCUCAAUCUGUCUAAGAAACGUGGUCAGCUCAAACAGGCUGUUCAAUCCAUGGUGCAGCAAGCGAUGCAGUAUAUUGAUCAGACACCAGACAUUGAAACUCGGGUUGAGCUUAUUAAGACGUUGAACAAUGUAUCUGCUGGAAAGAUAUAUGUUGAAAUUGAGAGGGCACGUCUGACCAAGAAGCUUGCUAAGAUUAAAGAAGACCAGGGUCAGAUAGCUGAGGCUGCAGAUCUCAUGCAAGAAGUUGCUGUUGAGACAUUUGGCGCUAUGGCAAAGACUGAGAAAAUUGCUUUUAUCCUUGAACAAGUUCGCUUGUGCUUGGAUCGUCAAGAUUUUGUUCGUGCCCAAAUCUUAUCUAGGAAGAUCAAUCCUAGAGUUUUUGACGCAGAUACAAAAAAGGAUAAGAAGAAACCUAAGGAAGGUGAGAACAUGGUAGAGGAGGCUCCUGCUGAUAUACCCACUUUGUUGGAGCUUAAGCGAAUUUACUAUGAGCUAAUGAUUCGGUAA
Messenger RNA from Camelina sativa (false flax), 696 nucleotides. The record is from RefSeq and is a predicted model, not a curated record. NCBI's taxonomy places the organism in Eukaryota, Viridiplantae, Streptophyta, Magnoliopsida, Brassicales, Brassicaceae.